ACAAAAAAAAAAAAAAAAAAGAUAAUUAUUAGGGGAAUUGAUAAUAAAGUUUAGGCAAAAAUUAAAAAUCAAUCAAACAAAAAAAGAAACAAAGAAAGAAAUAAGAAAAGAAGCAAGCAGCUCGUAACACAUAGUAAUACAAAGAAAAUCUGUAAAAAUUAAAAAACAGAAAAAUUAUUAAAAACAAAAAAUAUAGUAAAGAAAGUUAAUAGCUAAACCAAUUAAAGCCUACUUAUAAAUUAUCUAGUAUAAACAAUUAUUGAAAAUCACAAUAAUAAAUAAUAUAUCUAAACAAUAAUUUAAUCUUAUAGAAUCUAUAUAAUCAAACAAAAAGUUAACAUACUAACUAACUAACUAAAAUUCAUACAAAACAAAACAAAAAAUACAAAAUAAAUGAGUCUGUUGUAAAAGCGAAAGCAGGACUAAAUGCAUUCUUAACAAAAUUCUAAUAAUGAAAGACUUUUGUGCUGCCUCUCUGUGAUGAGUGUAGUCAAUAUGACAUUUGGUAAUCCUAUUUAUGAUAACUAUUUUGAAGGAGUCAAAGUGGUAAUAGGACCAAAUAGAACAUAAUCAAUAUUUAACAAAUUAAAGGAAACCUAGUAAAAAAUCACUAGUGCUGAUAAAAAUUCAUAAUCAGAGGAUGAUGAAAAUAAAGGCAUACUUGCAUAGAUGCAUAAAUUGCUGGGUGAUAAAAUUAAUUAAGAAAUAUAAAAACGUGUUAAACUUUUCUAAGACUGCAUAAGCUCAUGUAUGAAGCUUGCAUAAAUCCCUCAAGCCUCUGCUGAACUUCUUAAUAUAUUACGUGGCAAAGAAGACAGCUCAGAUGAAGAUAACUCAUAGGUAUUAUCAGAGUAAGUUAAAUAAGCUAGAGAACUUAUUAAAAUAAUUUAAAACUUUUGGGGUGAAGAGUAAUUUGUUUAACUAAUCCAUUUAUCAUUAAGAAAACUUAAUAUUGCUCGUGAUUUCCUUCAAAAUUCUAAGGUUGAUACAAAAGCUAAGUGUAAGGGAGGAGAAAUGUGUGAAGAAAUAGCUACAUCAAGUACUCUCAGUGAUGAAAACUCUGCUUUGACAGCCAUGAUUGGUUAAUAGUCAAAAGAAAUCUAAGAAAACAGCUCAAAGCUUGCCAAAACAUUUAAAGAACAAUUGCUAGUAAAAGUAAUUCCUUGCUUAAGUAAGUAUUAAGAGUCUAUAAACCACAUAAAAACUUUUGAAAGUAUUUAAAAUUGA
Tetrahymena thermophila SB210 is the source of this 1227-nucleotide messenger RNA. RefSeq lists its product as hypothetical. The record is from RefSeq and is a predicted model, not a curated record. The transcript has a single exon. NCBI's taxonomy places the organism in Eukaryota, Ciliophora, Oligohymenophorea, Hymenostomatida, Tetrahymenidae.